Molecule: messenger RNA, 1693 nt
Organism: Engraulis encrasicolus (European anchovy)
Lineage: Eukaryota; Metazoa; Chordata; Actinopteri; Clupeiformes; Engraulidae
Gene: fxyd7
Product: FXYD domain containing ion transport regulator 7
Exons: 4
Coding region: 136-546 (136 amino acids)
Biological process (GO): regulation of sodium ion transmembrane transporter activity
Cellular component (GO): membrane
Molecular function (GO): sodium channel regulator activity
Source: RefSeq, a predicted model, not a curated record
CAGCAUGUGGUCCUGUCCAGGGUGCUGAAUUGAACUCUCACGAUCUCCGUCGGGGUUCCAAGUGUUUUCCAAAACAUCCGGGGUAUUCUCUGUCCUCCUCAGUAGCAAACUGACCUAAACGGGCUAACUUUAAAAAUGAACACAGUCCUUCCUUUUACAUGUUUUCUCUCCUCAGAGCCACUUUAUCCGGACCAAAGUCCUUUCGAGUAUGAUUAUGAAACGCUGCGGACCACUGGUGUCAUACUGGCGGUGAUCAUGUUCGUGUCUGGGAUUCUUAUAGCUCUGACCCUGCCGAAGGAUCCAAAGUACCGGUACCACAGACAGAAGUGCCUCCUCAGACUGCAUGAGGGAGGCUGCAUGUGUCAGCACUGGAAGGAGUUGUUGCCAGCGCUGACCAUGGCGGAUCUCCUUCGCACACCGAGACAGACAGACAGACAGACAGGGUGCAUGGUAACCAGCAUCUCCUCGAUGCCCAGGCUUCUCUUCCUGGCCCCUCUCCUCCCAACGCACACUUUGUUUUUAUCCUCCUUUAUUUCACCAGGGUAGUCACAUUGAGGCCAUUGCCUCUUUUUCAAGUCAGCCCAGGUUGUUUGUUUGUAUUGCACACAGUCACCUAGCCAAGACAUUUUGUACCUGUUGCUGUUCUUUUGGGGAUUUUUCAAUCUAGUCCCUCUUUGAGUCAAGAAGGAGAUGUAAGAUGAAGAAAAUAAAUAAAUCUACCGCUUGCCUGGACUUUCCUGUCAAUAUUAUCCCCCUUGAAUAUUCACAAGUUUCCAAAUUAUCCUUAUUUGGUGGUCUCCAUUUGUACUCGUGUGUAAGGGGUUAAUGUGUAUGAAGUGUGCUCUGUGUGGAUUUCCCUUAUUAUCAGUAAUUAUAUCACACAGCCAGAACAAAAACAACUUGGGUGGAGGAGAGAGAGAAAGGGGAAGUUGAAUGGCUCUAGUAGCACUCUGAGGGGAUUUUGACUGUUACUCUCCUACUUCACUUUCCACUUCCCUAUUGACUGCAUGACGACAUCUAACUUAAAAAUGCUAGUGAAUAUUAUUCAGGCCAUUUUGGUGUACUGCUUCCCCUCCCAAAUCUAAAUGAAGUUAAUUGCUAAAGCAGACAGCAGGGAAUACUUGUGAUUUUCUUCCCUCUGCGGAGAGGUCAGUAGGGAGGUUUAAAGAUUCAAAACACAGAGGAUACAGGAUCUUAUGAUACAGGAUCCUAUGAUCUCUGUCUAAGUAUUAUAAAGACCUUAUGAUCUCUGUAUAAGUAUUUGUUCAAAAUGUGUAUGUUUUAUUUGUUUUCAAACACUCUGAAGUAGACUGCACUUGCCUUGUCCUUAACAUUUACUGUAUAACAUCCCAUUUGCUAUGCUCAACUGUGAAAUGGUGUAAAUAACAAAAUGACUUUAUACAUGUUAUGGCAUAUGAAACUAAAAACAGUGUUGAGAGGAUGGUAAAAAAAAAACAACAACUUUGCACUACAUGUGAGGAUAUCGCUUACAGACUGUUCAGACUUUGUUGUGUGAAUGAAAUUUGUGUUUAAGUAUGUAUUGAAUGAGUGAUACCACCUCAAUCACACCGGAAUGAAUUAUUGUUAUUUAAGACUUAUUUAUUUCAUGAAUGGCAUAUCAAUCAUUAAUACAGUCAACCACCAUAUUACACAUUGGAAAUGUAUAGACAUGAAUAAAAAGAUGUGAUUUCAA